GUCGGAAAAAGGAAUCAUAAGGAAUGUUGUGAGAGCAAAAGAAAAGAAAAAAAAAACAUCAUCCGUUGAGUAUCUCUAUCCUUCCAUCAUUUAAGAUGCCCUUUGCUUCUCGUCCUUCUCGUCCUCGACUAGAACGGAUCUAUUCUCUCCUCGGCUGAACGUCGACCACUCAUCACCCGGCUGUCGUUACCUCUCACCUCUCACCUCUCCCUUGCAAUCGUUACAAUACUCUUAAAAACUCCCUCCUCACUCAUUCUCUCCCGCUGCGAUAGCUAAACCAUCAUCAUCAUGGUUCCUGCUGCUGGUGCUUCUGCCGGGCCUGCCGGGCCUGCAGCGAAGCUCCGAAAGACGAGGUUGGUUGGCCCUCACAUCAGUGAAACUGUAAGUUUGCUCCAAAGCUUGGUUGCCGAAAAUGUGAGAUGCUAAUGGUCUAAUACAGCCAAUCACCCUAGGAAACCUAUGGCAACAUAUCAACAAACUCAACGCCACCCUCAUCGUCCUGGUUCCUAUACUCGGUGUUUGGGCAGCUUUCUACACUCCCCUUCGAACACCAACCCUUUGCUGGGCCGUCAUCUAUUAUUUCUGGACCGGUUUCGGUAUCACGGCCGGAUACCAUCGUCUUUGGGCUCACACCUCAUACUCUGCGCGCCUUCCUUUGAAGAUCUUCCUUGCAGCUGUCGGCGGCGGUGCAGUUGAGGGUUCUAUUCGCUGGUGGUCCCGUGACCACAGAGCUCAUCACCGUUAUACCGACACCGACAAGGAUCCCUACAGUGUCCGUAAAGGGUUGUUGUACUCCCAUUUGGGAUGGAUGAUUCUUAAGCAGAACCCUAAGCGCAUUGGACGUACCGAUAUUUCUGACUUGAAUGAGGAUCCCGUUGUUGUCUGGCAGCACAAGAACUACCUUGCUGUAGUCAUCUUCAUGGGUCUCGUCUUCCCCUCUCUCGUUGCUGGAUUGGGCUGGGGUGAUUGGGUUGGCGGAUUCGUCUACGCCGGUAUCCUCAGGAUUUUCUUCGUGCAACAGGCAACCUUCUGUGUCAACUCUCUUGCUCAUUGGCUCGGAGACCAACCAUUCGAUGACCGCAACUCUCCUCGUGACCACGUUAUCACUGCCCUUGUCACUCUUGGCGAAGGAUACCAUAAUUUCCAUCAUGAGUUCCCAAGUGACUACCGUAAUGCCAUCGAAUGGCAUCAAUGUAAGUUUUUUUCUUGGCUUUUAGCCAACACGUUUUUAAACAACCCAUUAAUAAUGUCUUAUAGAUGAUCCUACCAAGUGGACUAUCUGGGUCUGGAAACAGCUCGGUCUCGCUUAUGAUCUCAAGCAGUUCCGUCAAAACGAGAUCGAAAAGGGCCGUCUUCAACAGCAACAGAAGAAGCUCGACCGCAAGCGUGCCACCUUGGACUGGGGUGUCCCUCUUGAGCAGCUUCCUGUCAUGGAAUUUGAGGACUACCAGGAGCAGGCCCGUAAUGGACGCGCCCUUGUCCUUGUUGCCGGUGUUGUUCACGAUGUUUCCUCAUUCAUCAAUGACCACCCUGGUGGAAAGGCCAUGAUCAACUCCGGGGUCGGAAAGGACGCUACUGCCAUAUUCAACGGCGGUGUCUACAACCACUCCAACGCUGCACACAACCUCCUCUCUAACUUUCGUGUAGCCGUCAUACGCGGUGGCUGUGAGGUCGAGAUCUGGAAGCAGGCCUCUAAGGAGAACAAGGAUGUUGAUGCCGCUCUCGACAGCAAUAACCAACGCAUUGUCCGAGCCGGCAACCAGGUCACUCGGAUUGCAGAACCGAUUGCUGCAGCUCCCGCGUCAUAGGCGAAUGUAGAUAUAUUUUUACUACUCUGUUCUUUAUGUUUCCUCUUUCUUUUGCAUCCUGGUACGGAAUAAAUGGGGUGAGUGGGGUUAAUUUGGACUUUUGCAACGAAGGAGAAAGAUCCAACGAAGUAGCGACUCAUUGACAAAUUUCCAAAUCAUGGGUCAGCACUGUAUGAUUUUCCUAUUAUUUUUUCUAUAAAAAAAAUGGGUCCCGGCGUCUUGAGAAUUUUUAUUUUCCUGUUUCUGGAUACUCUUAUCUGUUUUUAUUUUCUUCCACUUUCAAGAACGAUUGUGUGUCUCUCUAGCUGGAUUGGGAGCGGUGGUGAUGGGAGAGAUGGGAAGCGGCAUGAUUGGGGAUCGGUUUUUUUGAGAGGGAUCGCUUAGGAUGUAUAUAGCCCUCCAAAAGUGCAUUCUUCGGUUUGCGAGAUCAUAGAUAUCUCUGCUCUCACAAAAGCUUUUACGGCAGCUAAUGUACCGUGUGUCUUCUCGG
Tuber aestivum (summer truffle) is the source of this 2298-nucleotide messenger RNA. The record is from the annotation of a GenBank genome assembly. NCBI's taxonomy places the organism in Eukaryota, Fungi, Ascomycota, Pezizomycetes, Pezizales, Tuberaceae.